Mesitornis unicolor (brown roatelo) is the source of this 781-nucleotide messenger RNA. RefSeq names its product calcium/calmodulin-dependent protein kinase kinase 1-like. The record is from RefSeq and is a predicted model, not a curated record. Gene Ontology annotation, biological process: intracellular signal transduction; protein phosphorylation; positive regulation of protein kinase activity. Gene Ontology annotation, cellular component: cytoplasm. Gene Ontology annotation, molecular function: ATP binding; calmodulin binding; calcium/calmodulin-dependent protein kinase activity. The transcript has 6 exons. Lineage: Eukaryota; Metazoa; Chordata; Aves; Mesitornithiformes; Mesitornithidae. The annotation marks the transcript as partial.
AUGGGGGACUCUCCAACAAAUGCCAUGGACAGAGGCAUAGACAUGUGCUGCAAAGACACACAGACUGAACUGGCAGAGCGGGUAGCAGCUAUAGAUGUGGCUGUUGGCCCAGACAGAAGUAAACAAAAUAGCGAAGGCAGCAUUGAAGAAAAUGACGCAGUCUUUUCUGAUAAUAUAAAAGAUAUCCAAAGAAAUGGAGUCAACAGUGAUGUGGGGAUGAAUGAAUGUCUGCCUUCCCAGCGGCUGGAAGAUGCUCACUGGAGGCAUGUUCCCAAGAGACCUCUCACUAGACCUGUCCUAUCGAGUAGGAAGUUGUCUCUUCAGGAGAGAUCAUCGGGAGGCUAUUUGGCUUCUAGCAACACUCCAGGUUAUGGUCCUUAUGCCACAGGGCCAUCACCACAUAUAAUGAGGAGGCCAACGAUAGAGUCCAAUCGGGUCUCGAUAUCGGAUUCUGAGGACUGCGUGCAGUUAAACCAGUACAAGCUGCAGAGCGAAAUAGGCAAGGGUUCCUACGGUGUUGUGAAACUGGCCUACAACGAGAACGAUGACAAGUACUAUGCUAUGAAAGUCCUCUCCAAAAAGAAGCUCUUGAAGCAAUAUGGGUUUCCACGUCGGCCUCCUCCCAGAGGGUCGAAAGCAUCCUCCGGAGAGCAGCCGAAGCCCAUGGCACCGCUGGACAGAGUCUAUCAGGAAAUAGCCAUCUUAAAGAAACUGGACCAUAUCAACAUUGUUAAGCUGAUAGAGGUCCUUGAUGAUCCUGCAGAGGACAACUUGUACAUGG